Messenger RNA from Puma concolor (puma), 854 nucleotides. Lineage: Eukaryota; Metazoa; Chordata; Mammalia; Carnivora; Felidae. The record is from RefSeq and is a predicted model, not a curated record.
AUGCUGGCAGCCACCGGGGAGGGCAGCGUGGACACGGGGGACCCCGGGGUCGGGACCCGGGCGGGCCUGGCGACAGCCACCCACGACAAACCUGCCCAAUCUGGCUUCCGCGCGCGGGCCGGGUUGUGGCGGAAACGGGGCGGGACGGAGAGGGCCCGGCCCCGUCUCGACUUGCUCAGUGGGUUUCUGACGUCCACUUUGAAACUUUUCAUUGUAGGUGAAUUUGACAGACAAGAAGAUGACAUUCACUUAGUGACGUUGUGUGUGACAGAACUAAAUGACCGGGAAGAAAAUGAAAAGCACUUUCCAAUCAUCUACGGCAUCGCGGUCAACAUUAAAACUGCAGAGAUUUACAGAGCCUCCUUCCCAGACCGAGGCCCGGAGGAGGAGCUGCGUGCCGCCCGAGCUCUGACAGGAGGCCCAAUGAUUAGUAUUUACGACGCAAAGACAGAACAACUUCGUAUAGGACCGUACUCCUGGAUGCCAUUUCCACAUGUGGAUUUCUGGCUGCAGCAAGAUGAUAAGCAAAUACUAGAGAACCUCUCCACUUCACCUCUGGCUGAGCCACCCCACUUUGUCGAACAUAUUAGAUCUACCUUGAUGUUCUUAAAAAAACACCCAUCUCCAACCAACGCACUGUUUCCCGGAAACAAGGCUCUCCUCUACAAAAAAAAUGAAGAUGGUUUAUGGGAAAAGAUCCCUUCUCCAGGAAGCUAAACACGGGCAUCACCAAAGGGCAACUUUUGGCCUGAGAGACACCACCAUGGGGACCGUGGGGCCUGGAAAGAAUAUGAACCAGAAUCCGCAUCCGCUGAAUCUUAGGUCUCCUUCCUUACUGUCCUUCAAAUGACUUU